Molecule: messenger RNA, 1305 nt
Organism: Guyanagaster necrorhizus
Lineage: Eukaryota; Fungi; Basidiomycota; Agaricomycetes; Agaricales; Physalacriaceae
Product: NAD-P-binding protein
Exons: 8
Coding region: 102-1196 (364 amino acids)
Molecular function (GO): oxidoreductase activity
Source: RefSeq, a predicted model, not a curated record
GGGCCGGCGUCUUAAAAGUAACCACAUGUUGAUCUCCCAAUGGCCCGUAAAAACCCCACAUUUCCGUAUCUUUGACGUGCUGUUGCUCGAAGAAAUCUUAAAUGUCAAAAUUCGAUAUCCCCCGCUUUACCAAGGCUCUGGUUCUUCGCAAAUCCGCGACGCUGCAGAGUCCGGUGUACAAUGAUGCAAAGAUAGAGCUGAGAGAAAUUCCACCUCUUAGGGCUAGCGAAGUAUUGGUAAAGGUCGGGGCAGCUGCGUUUAACCACAGAGAGCUAUGGAUUCGUAAAGGAUUGUAUCCGAACAUUGCAUUUGGGAGCGUCUUUGGCGCUGAUGGCGCAGGUGUCGUUGUGGCAUCUGGCCAACCCAAGGAUUCACUUCUCAAUACUCGCGUUUUCAUGUCGCCCAUGGUCGGUUGGGCAAAGAGUCUCGAUGGGCCAGAGUCUCCGAAAUUUGGCGUCGUAGGAGGUGUCGUUUAUCCUCCCCUCGGAUACUUUGCCAACUAUGUCGUCAUCGACAGGUCGCUGGUGAUUAAAUCUGCCAGCCACCUCGACGACGUUCACAUGGCUGCAUGGCCCUUGGCUGGUCUCACAGCUUGGAGGGCGAUAACGACCUGCGCUGGUGUCCAAUCUGACCACAAUAUCUUGAUAACGGGCAUAGGUGGUGGUGUGGCUCUUGUGGCUCUUCAGUUAUGCGUCGCCAAAGGCGCACAUGUCUAUGUGACAAGCGGUAGCCAGGAAAAGAUCAACAAAGCCAUUGUUCUGGGCGCCGAAGGAGGCGCAAACUACAAAGAUGAUGACUGGCCUACUCAACUUUCUCAAGCUUUGAAGAAAGUCCGGGGCAAAGACGUCUUUGACUCGGUCAUUGAUUCUGGUGGAGGCGACAUUAUGUCUCGAGUCAGCGGGUGCCUCAAACGAGGUGGGAAGGUUGUCUGCUAUGGCAUGACGGCUAACCCAAAGAUAACGUUCACAAUGAGAGAAGUGAUGCGAAACCAGCAUCUCAUUGGAACCAUGAUGGGCUCGCUGCAGGACAUGAGAGACGCGACCGCGUUCCUGGAGGAGCACCGUAUCGUGCCCGUGGUUUCUCAUGUGCUCGAAGGUCUGGAAUCCGCAGAGGAGGGAUUUGAGAUACUGAAGAGAGGAGACCAAUUCGGCAAGGUAGUUAUUAGAAUUGACGAGAAGAGACCAGGGAAGCUGUAACUGAAUAUAUCAAGGAACUGUUUACCGGCAUUAAUCCAUGUCGGAUCCCGAGGUGGCAUGCAGAGAAACAGAGGACAAAUCCGCCCUGUUGCCGCCCCUCAUAUUUUUA